AUGAUUCCUGGUGUAUGCGGAGAGAAGGUCGACAUGACGGCCAGGCUCAUCACAGACGCCGAAAAUCUGGACGGCGGUAGGUAAUUUGUUGUGUGUCUGUGUGGCAGACAGAGAGAGACAUUGCAUUGGUUUGUGUGUCUCUGUGAUCGACGAGCAGGCAUCCACUGUAACGUGACUUUGGAUGGCGAUGCGCUGCGGCUCACAGAGACCGACACAGACGAGGUGAACACCCAACACAGCCAAUCACUCAUGCGUUUGUGUAUGUCAAUGUGUGUGUGUGCUGUGCAGGAGCUGGCCAAGUAUGGUUUGGACGGCAUCAAGACGCCCAUACUGCUUACACCGUCCUCCAAACAGUGCACCGCCAUCAGAUUUGCGUACGAAUGUCUGACCACCAGCAACAUUCACAACCAGCGACACACACCUCCUCUGUGUGCGUUCGGGGUGCAGUGAGAGGCCGGACGACACCAUUUGCCUCAAGUCUCAGAUGACUCGCGACAAAGUACUCACUCACUCACUUUCACAAAGCACACCGACGCGCACACAUUACGUUGCUGCAAUCUCUGGUUGUGUGUGAAUGUACGUGUGCAGUUGUGGGUGGCGCUGAACGUGGCCAUCUUGUGUCGUCACGUUGGUGAGUUCCGCACCGAUCUGCCCACCGUCCCCACACCAGAGGAAAAAGAGGCACUCGUGUUCGAAGGUACCUACUGUACACACGCAGACCAGAGCAGAGCUGGGUGGACAGACAGACAGACAGACAGACAGUGCGGCCACAGCGAACAUUCCUCUCUGUCUGUCUCUGUGUGCGUGUCUGUGUCCAGGCGAAGACCCGGACAGUGGAAUACAUGUCCAUUUGCCGAACGUCGAGAAGGCCAAAAUCGCACCCCAAGUCACCUCCAUGUGAGUGAGUCAACACACAACCGACCGGUGCGUGAGUGAGGAAAGGACUGACUGACUGACAAACGAUGGAUGCAUGGCUUACACAAACUAACGGGUGCGUGGAUGGGUGCGUGCCAAUGGAAUGGGUAA
Messenger RNA from Vitrella brassicaformis, 1026 nucleotides. Lineage: Eukaryota; Vitrellaceae. The record is from the annotation of a GenBank genome assembly.